UAUUCCAAGCGGAAGAUAUGUAUCCCAGCGUGCUACAGCUCUUUCUUUUUAGCUAACAUGGCCACCGGAGAUCAUCAGAUAGAGAGGGCUUUCCAAAAGCAACCCACAGUUUUCUUGAACAAAAAGGCUUACCUUCAAGGCAAAUCCAAAAAGGCUCUACGAUAUGUGAGAAAUGUUGGUUUGGGCUUCAAGACACCCAGGGAGGCUAUUGAUGGCACAUACAUUGAUAAGAAGUGUCCAUUCACAGGCAAUGUAAGCAUUCGUGGUAGAAUCUUGUCUGGGAGAGUGUUGAAGAUGAAGAUGAUGAGAACCAUUGUCAUACGCAGAGAAUACCUGCAUUAUGUACGGAAAUAUAACAGAUUUGAGAAGAAACACAAAAAUCUUAGUGUUCACUUGUCGCCUUGUUUUAGGGAUGUGGAGAUUGGAGACAUUGUAACUGUGGGUGAAUGCAGACCUUUAUCCAAGACAGUGAAAUACAAUGUUAUUAAAGUUACCAAGGCUACUGGUGCCAAGAAGGGCUUUAGCAAGGCUUAAGUCUGUUAAACAAUUAAACUUGUCUAAUGUAA
Messenger RNA from Physella acuta, 566 nucleotides. RefSeq names its product small ribosomal subunit protein uS17. Gene Ontology annotation, biological process: translation. The record is from RefSeq and is a predicted model, not a curated record. NCBI's taxonomy places the organism in Eukaryota, Metazoa, Mollusca, Gastropoda, Physidae. Gene Ontology annotation, molecular function: structural constituent of ribosome. Gene Ontology annotation, cellular component: ribosome; cytosolic small ribosomal subunit.